AUGGUUGAGCUUCAAUCCAUCUUCAAAAAGGCCUACUGGUCUCUGGCCGCCGGUGGUCUCGCAUAUGUGACUUUUGUAUUUGCCAUGACAUUUCCAAAUGUCCAGCGGUCGCUUCUCUAUGUGAACAAGUUCAACCCGACUCUCUGGGAGGACGUCAACAAGGUCGAACCGUUCGGGUUCAUGAAAACGCAGGUUCAGCCUUUCAAUCUGAAGACUCCCGAUAAUGAAACGCUCUACGGAUGGCAUCUCAUCCCUUUGCAUCUGUGCCACGAGCAUGAGGAUGAGCUGAAUGCAAACGAGCCUUCUGGUCCACAUGAAGAUUAUACCCAGACAUCUGCUUUCAAGCUUCUAGCCAAAGACCCGAAUGCCCGGGUCGUGGUUAACUUCCAUGGCAAUGCUGCCCAUCUUGGUUCUGCCCAGCGACCAGAAAUCUACCGUAUGAUCCUGGGUCUAUCCACGCCCUCCAACCCUGUUCAUGUAUUCUCCAUCGACUACCGUGGAUUUGGUCUCUCAACCGGUGAGCCCUCCGAGGAGGGCCUCAUCACCGAUGGCGUCUCACUCAUCAACUACCUCACCUCCGGACCAUUGAACAUCCCACCCUCCCAAAUCGUCAUCAUGGGCCAAAGCCUUGGAACUGCCGUCAGCGCUGCCGUCGCAGAACGCUUCGCCUUCGGCUCUUCUGACCCUACCGCUAUCCAACCCGCCAUCAAAAACUCGGAACCCUUUGCAGGUGUCAUUCUCGUGGCGUCCUUCAGCACUCUGCCCAGUCUCAUCGAGUCCUACAGCUUCAAGGGAAUCACUCCGCCGAUGCUCUCCCCCCUCAUCGGCUACCCUCGUGUACAAAAGUGGGUGGUAAACCACAUCGUUGACAGCUGGGACACAGCGGCACGUGUAGCACGCUUGGCGGGAAUUGGCCCAACCGCUCAAGAAGACUCUAUCGCUGGCUAUGGGGAUAAAGAUCUGGACCUGGUGAUUGUACACGCUUCGAAUGAUGUCGAAAUCCCCUGGUAUGAAGGACGGCGCGUUUGGUGGGCUGCGACUGGUGAAGGCCAGCCAGAUGCCCCUGGCACCCUAGCCGUUCAGAAAAAGGACAAGGACGGCGAAGUGAAAAUCUGGGAAAACAGGUCUCAGGACUCAAAGGGUGUUAAGAAGGUUAGGUGGGAGCGGGUGGGUUACGGCGGUCAUAACCGUGUUGCAACCUUUUCUGUUGCUGCCCUGGCCGUUCUGCGGGCCUUUGAAGGGUGA
Aspergillus wentii DTO 134E9 is the source of this 1245-nucleotide messenger RNA. RefSeq names its product alpha/beta hydrolase. The record is from RefSeq and is a predicted model, not a curated record. The coding region runs from base 1 to 1245 and encodes 414 amino acids. The transcript is spliced from 5 exons. NCBI's taxonomy places the organism in Eukaryota, Fungi, Ascomycota, Eurotiomycetes, Eurotiales, Aspergillaceae.